UCAGAUUCAAUUACUGUACAAGGCUUUAGCGUUCAAAGCUGCUUGGAAAGUUCAAAACAGCUAACUGCUUGUCUUGGUGAUCCUCAACUUUUGUUAUGGCAUUCAAUGAUGUCUUGGAGUCUAUCGGAGGAGUUGGCCGCUUCCAGAUCUCGCAAAUCACCUUCUUGCUGAUCUCCGUCUGUCUCAUUGGUUGCCACAACUUCCUGCAGAACUUCACUGCUGCCGUUCCAGACCACCACUGCAAGCCCUUGCUGCCCACCAACCAGACCUUGCCCUCUAGCUACACCCAAAGCACAGCAGAAGGAGUCUUGCUAAAGGCACCUGUCCCCAUAGGCCAGAAUCGGAAGCCGGAAAAGUGUCUCCAGUUUGCCAUGAGUUGGUGGCACCUAUUGAGCCCAAAUGCGACUGUGGAGGUUGGGGACUCUGCCACACAGGUGCACACCGAACUCUGCACAGGUGGAUGGGUCUAUGAUGUGAGUGUGUUCGAGUCUACCAUUGUGACGGAGUGGAAUUUGGUGUGUGACCUACAGAACCUGAGAGAUGUAGCCCAGUCACUCUACAUGGCUGGUGUGCUGGUUGGGGCUGUUCUGGAGUGGAUGCCCAACAAGGGCCGGACAGUGGCAGGUGCCCUCUUAGGUUAUUUUGUCACCUUUGGGCAGAUCGUCUUGGCAGGAGUUGCAUACGGAGUCAGAAACUGGCGCUGGCUCCAACUCUCCGUCUCAGCACCAUUUUUCAUCAUUUUUGUCUGUUCAUGGAAACUUCCAGAAUCACCACGCUGGCUCCUGCUUCAUAACAAGGCACAGGUAGCAGUCCAGAAUCUGAGGAAAGUUGCAGCAAUAAACGGCAAAAGCAAGGAGGGAGAGAAAAUUAACAAAGAGGUAUUGCAUUCCCACAUGCAGAUGGAAGCUGCAAGUCUGAAAUCCCGGCGCACUGUCUUCGACCUGUUUCGCAGUCCAGUCUUGCGGAGGGUCACCUGCUGCCUCAUGGUUGUUUGGUUUUCCAGUUCCUUUUCUUAUUACGGCUUGGCGAUGGACGUGCAAAAAUUUGGCCUGAACAUCUUUGUGGUGCAGGUGUUGUUUGGGGCAAUCGACCUUCCCGUUGUGCUGCUGUCCACCCUUGCCAUGGUCUUCAUCGGGCGCCGCCUUACCAUGGCCGGCUUCCUAUCCCUCGCUGGGCUCCUGGUGUUUGUCAACAUGUUUGUGCCAGACGGCAAGUUUCGUUCAUUCUAUAUAUUUCUCCUUCCUGCAGAACUGCAAACAUUGCGGACAGUGCAGGCAGCACUAGGGAAAGGGUGCCUCGCCAGUUCCUUUAUUGGUGCAUAUCUGUAUUCUGGGGAGCUCUACCCGACAGAGAUCAGGCAAACAGGCAUGGGAUUUGUGUCCAUGCAAGCUCGUCUCGGAGCCAUGGUUGCGCCCCUGGUCUACGUGCUUAGGGAUUCCUUUCCUGUCCUGCCACCAAUUAUAUUUGGAGCUGCUCCCCUCCUUGCGGGGGUCUCUGCCUGCUUCCUGAUGGAGACAAGACAUUUACCCCUCCUGGAAACCAUCGCAGAGAUGGAACGCAGGUCUAGAACUGUAUCCUCGAUGGAAACAGUAGAAGAAAUUUGCCUCCAGCAAGUAGAGAGAUCUCUUUUCAAAGAAUCCGUUUAGCACAGCAAUAGCACUC
This is a messenger RNA of Podarcis muralis (Common wall lizard), 1662 nucleotides long. The record is from RefSeq and is a predicted model, not a curated record. Lineage: Eukaryota; Metazoa; Chordata; Lepidosauria; Squamata; Lacertidae.